Molecule: messenger RNA, 1516 nt
Organism: Clupea harengus (Atlantic herring)
Lineage: Eukaryota; Metazoa; Chordata; Actinopteri; Clupeiformes; Clupeidae
Gene: fen1
Product: flap structure-specific endonuclease 1
Cellular component (GO): nucleus
Molecular function (GO): 5'-3' exonuclease activity; magnesium ion binding; manganese ion binding
Source: RefSeq, a predicted model, not a curated record
AUUGUCGAGUAAUCGAUUCAGUGUAACCCAUGAUGGGUUGGUUCUCUCCAUCGCACAGUAAUGUCUACUUUUAGAAUUUCGCGCGAAAACAGACGCAAUUUCUUCGCGCCGGUGAAAGUGAGAGAGUUGAUUUUCUAGCGCGCGACGAAUCAGAACCACGCAAACACCAUGGGAAUUCACGGGCUUGCGAAGCUGAUUGCAGACCAUGCUGCCACAGCCAUCAAAGAACAAGAGAUGAAAAGCUUCUUUGGGCGGAAGAUUGCUAUUGAUGCAUCAAUGUGCAUGUACCAGUUUCUCAUCGCGGUCAGACAAGACGGUAAUGUGUUGCAGAACGAUGAUGGGGAAACCACAAGCCAUCUCAUGGGCAUGUUCUAUCGGACCAUCCGCAUGCUGGAGAAUGGAAUUAAACCUGUCUAUGUGUUUGAUGGCAAACCCCCACAGCUCAAAUCUGGAGAGCUGGAGAAGAGAGGAGAGAGGAGGGCAGAGGCUGAGAAACAACUAGCCCAGGCCCAGGAAGCAGGUGAGCAGGAGAAUAUUGACAAGUUCAGCAAGCGUCUUGUGAAGGUCACAAAACAUCACAACGAAGAAUGCAAGAAGCUGCUCACCCUAAUGGGAGUGCCUUAUGUUGAUGCUCCCUGUGAGGCAGAGGCCAGCUGUGCUGCCCUGGUGAAGGCAGGAAAGGUGUUCGCCACGGCAACAGAGGAUAUGGACGGAUUGACGUUUGGUACCAACGUCCUGCUGAGACAUCUCACAGCCAGCGAAGCAAAGAAACUACCCAUUCAAGAAUAUCAUUUCAGUCGCAUUCUGCAGGAGACUGGGCUUACACAUCAGCAGUUCAUAGAUUUGUGUAUCUUACUGGGCUGUGACUACUGUGGGACCAUCAAGGGGAUUGGACCCAAGAGGGCUUUUGACCUCAUCAAGCAGCACGGCUGUAUUGAGGAGAUCCUGGAGAACAUUGACCUGAAGAAAUACCCACCACCCGAAGAUUGGUUGUACAAGGAGGCCCGCGGGCUCUUCCUGGAACCAGAGGUGGUGGACUGUUCCACCGUGGAUCUCAAGUGGAAUGAGCCAGACGAGGAUGGACUUAUCAAGUUCAUGUGUGAUGAGAAACAGUUCAGUGAGGAUCGCAUGCGCAACGGCUGCAAGAAGAUCCUGAAGAGUCGCCAGGGGAGCACCCAGGGACGGCUGGACACCUUCUUCACCGUGACGGGCUCGCUGUCCUCAAAGCGCAAGGAGCCACAGCUGAAGGGUUCAGCCAAGAAGAAACAGAAGACGGGCGCGACGCCUGGCAAGUUUAAAAAGGGCAAAUGAGCGCGUAAAACAGAGCAGAAGUGUGUGAAUAAUGGAGUCCAUGGAGAAGGUGCUUAAUGUGCAGUGACACACUGCGCUUUAUUUCAUUCCAUUUUUCUUUCUGAUGCAAAUAUAAUCAGCUGCAAUAUCCUUUUUAUGAAAUUGGUGUAGAUAAAUGUUUUAAUAAAUCAUUCUGUGUGUACCUUGAAUAAAGUUUGAGAGCAUA